AUGGACCUGGCUGAAGGACUAUUCAUUUCUUUACUUCUUCAGCUCAUAAUUUCUCUUAGUCUUUGCUCUUUUUCAUCCACAGACACCAUAAGUUUCAAUGAAUCUCUUGCAGAUGGUCAAGUGUUGGUCUCUAAUGGAGAAAGGUACACUCUUGGUUUCUUCAGCCCCGGAAAGUCAAGCAAUCGUUACCUUGGAAUCUGGUACACCAAAGUCUCAGUUCAGACCGUUGUUUGGGUCGCCAAUAGAGACAACCCGAUCGAUGAUACUUCCGGGCUGCUGUUGAUAGACAGACGAGGCGAUGCAGUUCUGCAACGGGGAAGAAGAAAUAUUAGUUCUGUAUGGUCUACAAAUAUCUCUGCAGGUGGGAGCUCUAUGGCUAAGUUGUUAGAUGAUGGAAACUUUGUUAUACUUCAACAGGAUGCAGAGACAGUUCUAUGGCAGAGCUUUGAUCAUCCCACUGACACCAUCUUCCCAAACAUGAAGUUCGGGUUGGACCGUAAAACAGGACUGAUCAAAUCGGCUCGGUCCUGGAAGGCCCCUGACGAUCCCGCGACAGGGAACUGGUCCUAUUACUUGGACCCAGAUGGGGUGCCCCAGCUGAUGCUCUACCAGGGUCAGACCAGAUGGUGGAGGAGCGGCCCGUGGAAUGGAAAUAAGUGGAGUGGAAUUCCCGAAAUGUCUCGUACUUUCAUCUUCAACACGAGCAUCGUCAACAACGAGAGUGAGUCGAGUGUCGUCUGGGGGAUCCUGGACCCCAACAUCAUAUCGAGGUUGUACCUAGAUCCAACGGGGUUCAUGAAGCGUGCCACGUGGCAUGAUCAGGAUAGUCGGUGGAUCGAGUUCUGGACCGUCCCUAAGGAGCCCUGUGACUACUAUGGACAUUGUGGACCGAAUGGGAAAUGCGAUCCUUAUGAUGCAGGGGUGUUCGAGUGCAACUGCCUUCCGGGAUUCGAACCGAGGUCCCCGAAUGAUUGGUUUUUGAGAGAUGCUUCGGCCGGGUGCAUCAGGAAGCGGUCCGGAAAUAAUUCUAGGUGUGGGGAUGGGCGAUUGACUGUUGGCAUGGAUAUGAACAUGUGCAGGCAAGAGUGUCUAAGAAACUGUUCUUGUACAGCUUAUGCGAGUUCGAAUUUGACGAGUAGAAUUGGGUGCAUAACGCUACACGGGGACUUGAUGGAUACUAGAGUGUUUAGUGAUGGUGGGCAAGACUUAUACGUCCGAGUGGAUGCAAUUGAGUUAGAGUACAUGGAAAGGUCGAAAGGACAUACGAGGAAGAAGGAGCUGUUAGCAAUUGUUUUAAGCUCUAUUGGUGUAGCCUUCAUUCUGGCAAUUUCCACUGUGUAUUGCCUGCGGAACAGGAAACGAAAUGGUAAGCAAAGCUCAAAUUACGAUGCAGAAAAGGAAAAUUCGUAUGAAGAUAAAGACUCCUCUGUACCUAUUUUCGAUGUAAAUGACAUAUACGCUGCCACGGAAAAUUUCUCUAUGGCCAACAAACUUGGACAAGGAGGUUUCGGCUCUGUUUAUAAGGGUUUGUUGUCCAACGGACAAGAAAUAGCCGUGAAAAGAUUAUCUCAAACAUCAAGACAAGGAAUUUUGGAAUUCAAGAAUGAAGUAAAGCUAGUUUCCAAACUCCAACACAAGAAUCUAGCAAGGCUAUUUGGUUGCUGCAUUCAUGAUGACGAAAAGAUGUUGGUCUAUGAGUACUUGCCAAACAGAAGCCUUGACUUCUUCAUCUUUGAUCUUAAAGCUAGCAAUGUCCUGCUAGAUGCUGCAAUGAAUCCAAAAAUCUCAGAUUUCGGGUUGGCUAGAUUAUUUAUGGAAGAUCAAAUGGAAGCAAAUACAAACAGAGUUGUUGGAACAUAUGGAUACAUGUCGCCAGAGUACGCAAUGGAAGGUCUGUAUUCAACGAAAUCUGAUGUCUUCAGUUUCGGAGUGCUAACACUUGAGAUUGUCAGUAGCAAAAGGAGCAACCACUUUUACCAAGAAAGUACACCAGUGACCCUAACUGGGCAUGUGUGGGACUUGUGGAGAGAAGCAAGAGCAUUAGACAUAAUGGAUUCUUCAACAAUGGGAGAAUCAUAUUCCACAGAUCAAGUGACGAGGUGCAUUCAGAUAGGGCUUUUAUGCGUCCAAGAAUUAACUUCGGAUCGGCCAACCAUGUCGAAUGUUGUCUUCAUGCUGAGCAAUGCAACCACUCUGCCAUCACCCAAAAAGCCAGCAUUCGUUCUACUAAGAACAAAAGAUGAAUUCCGCUCUUCAACCGCGGCUGUCGGAUCCACAGAUCCUUCCACCAACCGUGUGUCAGUAACCACCUUGGAAGCUCGAUGGUAGAUGGAAAGCUACACAUUUGAUACAAAAAGUGUUUGUCUAUUUUUACCUGAGAGUAGCUACCCGUUCUAAACUUCUUAGACAACUCUCUACUGCAUCAUGUUAAGAUAUAUGUUACCCACCUUUCAUUCCUGUAAUUAGAGUAGCGCAUAUGGAUUGAAUUCAUGUAUUGGAUUGAAUGGAUUCGUAGAUUCAUGGAUUCGUAGAUUAAUCUUACGAGAGGUAAUUUCUUCUUCUUCCUCAACAAUGACACAUCUCAUUGUACAUUAGAAUGGAAUCUCAUAGCAGUGUCUCUGGGGAUUUAAGUUCAAUGUAUACCAAGUGUACAACAAAUUAGUAAUCUAAAGGUACAUUUGGAAUGGAA
Linum tenue is the source of this 2689-nucleotide messenger RNA. The record is from the annotation of a GenBank genome assembly. NCBI's taxonomy places the organism in Eukaryota, Viridiplantae, Streptophyta, Magnoliopsida, Malpighiales, Linaceae.